AUGAACUCUAUAGGACUCGUUACGCAUUGGGGUGAGCUACGGAGACACCCAAAGUGGAGAACCCCUUCAACAAAUAGUGGGAGUACAAAGAGAACUAAAUUAAGUGGUACUAGAGCUUAUUCAUCGUCAACUAACAAUGAUACACCAACAGACACCAAUGAUGGUGUGGAAUCUCCAGUUCGUCCCCAAGGUACAAAAGCAGCUAAGAGAAAGGGAAAGAGAAAGGAAAAAAUAAAGGCAGUUGAAGAAUACGAAGAAAUAAAAGUUGUUGCAUGCAGGAAGUUAUCUCUGAUGGAUGAAUUUAAUAAGAACCAACAAAAGGAUUUGGAACUUAAACAACAAGAGUUGGACAUGAAGUUUAUUAUGGCCGACACUAAUGUGAUGAACGAGACUCAACGUAAGAUUCACGCUUCAUUGCUUGAACAAAUUGCUAAAAGGAGAUCUUAG
Messenger RNA from Impatiens glandulifera, 447 nucleotides. RefSeq names its product glutathione S-transferase T2-like. The record is from RefSeq and is a predicted model, not a curated record. The coding region runs from base 1 to 447 and encodes 148 amino acids. NCBI's taxonomy places the organism in Eukaryota, Viridiplantae, Streptophyta, Magnoliopsida, Ericales, Balsaminaceae. The transcript has a single exon.